Molecule: messenger RNA, 1845 nt
Organism: Talaromyces proteolyticus
Lineage: Eukaryota; Fungi; Ascomycota; Eurotiomycetes; Eurotiales; Trichocomaceae
Product: putative Hsp70 chaperone
Exons: 7
Coding region: 1-1845 (614 amino acids)
Biological process (GO): protein refolding; vesicle-mediated transport; cellular response to unfolded protein
Cellular component (GO): cytoplasm; plasma membrane; cytosol
Molecular function (GO): ATP binding; heat shock protein binding; ATP-dependent protein folding chaperone
Source: RefSeq, a predicted model, not a curated record
AUGUCUGACGAAGUUUACGAGGGUGCCAUCGGCAUUGACCUUGGCACCACCUACUCAUGUGUCGCCAAUUAUGAAGGCGCAAAUGUCGAAAUCAUCGCCAACGAGCAGGGAAGCUUUACCACACCGUCAUUCGUUUCGUUCACGGACAAGGAGCGUCUUAUUGGCGAGGCUGCAAAGAACCAGGCUGCCAUGAACCCUCAGAACACCAUCUUUGAUAUCAAGCGUUUGAUCGGAAGACGCUUUGAAGACCCUGUUGUUAAGAAGGAUAUUGAGUCCUGGCCUUUCAAGGUCGUUGACCAGGGUGGAAACCCAGUCGUCGAAGUUGAAUAUCUCGGAGAAACAAAAACUUUUUCUCCUCAGGAAAUCUCGUCCAUGGUCUUGACCAAGAUGAAAGAGGUUGCCGAAACCAAGCUUGCCAAGAAGGUAUCCAAGGCAGUUAUCACAGUACCCGCCUACUUCAACGACAACCAGCGACAGGCCACAAAAGAUGCUGGUGCCAUUGCCGGCUUGAACGUUCUUCGUAUCAUCAACGAACCCACCGCCGCCGCCAUUGCCUAUGGUCUGGGUUCCGGAAAAUCUGAUAAGGAGCGUAAUGUUCUGAUCUACGAUCUCGGUGGUGGUACUUUCGAUGUUUCCCUUCUGAACAUCCAAGGCGGUGUCUUCACUGUCAAGGCUACCGCUGGUGAUACCCAUCUUGGUGGUCAAGACUUUGACACCAACUUGCUCGAGCACUUCAAGAAGGAGUUCCUGCGAAAGACCAAGAAGGACAUCACUGGUGAUGCUCGUGCCUUGCGUCGUCUCCGAACCGCUUGCGAGCGUGCCAAGCGAACCCUUUCCAACGCUACCCAGACCACUGUCGAGAUUGACUCUCUCUUCGAUGGUGAAGACUUCAACGCCCAGAUCACCCGAGCUAGAUUCGAAGACCUCAAUGCCAAGGCAUUUUCCGGUACUCUCGACCCUGUCCAACAGGUUCUGAAGGACUCUGGUAUCGAGAAGAGUAGUGUUGAUGAGAUCGUUCUCGUUGGUGGCUCUACUCGUAUUCCCCGUAUCCAGAAGCUCCUCAGCGACUUCUUUGAUGGAAAGAAGCUUGAGAAGAGCAUUAACCCCGAUGAGGCUGUGGCUUAUGGUGCUGCUGUCCAAGCCGGUAUCCUCAGUGGAAAGGCCACCAGUGCUGAGACCUCUGACCUCCUUCUUUUGGACGUUGUUCCUCUCUCCCUUGGUGUGGCCAUGGAGGGUAACAUUUUCGCCCCUGUCGUUCCUCGUGGCCAGACCGUUCCCACUAUUAAGAAGCGUACUUUCACCACUGUUGUCGAUAACCAACAGACCGUGCAGUUCCCCGUCUUCCAGGGCGAGCGUACAAACUGUGAAGACAACACCUCCCUGGGUGAAUUCACUCUAGCUCCUAUACCCCCUAUGAAGGCUGGUGAGGCUGCUUUGGAGGUUGUCUUCGAAGUCGAUGUCAACGGUAUCUUGAAGGUUACUGCUACCGAGAAGUCGUCUGGACGUACCGCCAACAUCACCAUCUCGAAUGCUGUUGGUAAACUUUCCAGCUCCGAAAUUGAGCAGAUGAUUGAUGAUGCUGCCAAAUUCAAGUCCAGUGAUGAGGCUUUCAGCAAAAAAUUCGAGGCUCGCCAGCAGCUUGAAUCCUACAUCUCCCGUGUUGAGGAGAUCAUCUCGGAUCCUACCAUGUCAUUGAAACUCAAGAGAGGUAACAAGGACAAGAUCGAAUCUGCCUUGAGCGAUGCUAUGGGCCAACUUGAAAUUGAAGAGUCUACACCUGAUGAUCUCAAGAAGAAAGAGCUGGCUCUGAAGCGACUCAUCACUAAGGCCAUGGCUACUCGCUAA